GGUCUAGGAUUUCACCUACACCACCCCACAACCUUCACCGGGACAACCACCACCACCAAAAAAAAAAUCGAAUAUCGUACCCAACAAAAAUCGCAAAAAAUGGAAAGAAAAUCUCCAGGGUCCACUAGAAAGGCCAGAAUCCCCAAGCACAUCACGAAAAUUUCCAUGACCUCCGAUAAGUACUAUGAGCUUAAGGUUUAUAUUAAGUCUAUCGUCGUCCCCGGCACCCCGGCUUUCGAAUUUAGGCGUCUAGGCAACGGCACAAACAAGAAAUCCUACUACAUCUGGCUCCAUAAGACUCUUGAGCAGAUUGGGCCUAGUUUUUUUCCGAGCGGCAAGAGGGGGUUGGUCUGGCCUGAGGAUUACGAUCAGUAUGUUUUUUUCUUUACAUGGUUUUACCUUGUUCUAAGUUUGUGAUUUUCUAAAGGACAUUACCAUUGGCUAACAUUCGUAUAAUAUAAUAGGAUUUACAAGGCUGUCCAUCAGGUUGUGCGUGUCCUGAGCAUUGGGAUUAGGAAGAAUUAUUACAGGAGGAACCCGAGAGCUGUUCAAAAGGGAAGUAGCGAUGAUGAGAUGGAAGUGGUACAAGAUGAGGAACCCCAUGGAGGGGCCGCUGGUGAUACUGAUACUGAGGAAGACUUUGCGGCGCUCGAUGAAGAUGUGAGAUAUGCACAAUGGGAGGAGGAAGAAGAGAGGAUGAGGGAGAUUCUGGAGGCUGCGGACCGGGAUAAUCAGGACGAUGAUACAGUGGAGGAAGGCAUGGAUGCGGAGCCUAUCGAGCUUGAAGACCUGCUUGGGUUAAUGAGGGUAUGCCCCCAAGUGCUCUCGACUGCGAUUUCCGGUAUUUUCAGAAUCUAACAACUAUCCACCAUAGCCCGAGGUGUUUGCCCAUUUCCCCAAUUUUGAUGAUGAAUAUUUCGAUUGGGAUGAAAUCCUGGACCCUAGCAGCCCAGAACCGGUACGUUAUCUUGCCAAUUCCUGUCCGUCACUGCGGAGCGUUGAGGCUAAAUACUUGCGUCCAGAUUGCCCGCCUUCUCUUGUUGCUUUCCUAAUUUGGCAUCGGUGCUAUUCAUCUUUGAUUAGACACAUUAAGCGGCGCUUGUUUUUGUGGGGCAUGAGUAAAUAGGGCCAUGGAACUGUGCUUGUCUUAUUAUUCUAGACACUAGAGGCUCGAUACAAAUAAACUGCUCCUGUAUUUCUAGUUGAACCCAAUUCGAUCUUCACUUCUAUCAACAGUCUGUGGAGUUUCCUUGG
Tuber aestivum (summer truffle) is the source of this 1254-nucleotide messenger RNA. Lineage: Eukaryota; Fungi; Ascomycota; Pezizomycetes; Pezizales; Tuberaceae. The record is from the annotation of a GenBank genome assembly.